UCAAUCAAAGUUCCCUUCUCUGUCAGAGGGACAAAUUGUGGAACCUUGUAUUCUGGGGUUGAUUUUUGUCUGCUGGUUUAUCUAAAUGUCUUGUAAGUAUGAACAAUAAUAUCCUACUAUUUUCUAAAAGAUAAAUAAAACUCAAUGUCCAAAUGUGGCAGUAUUUCCUGCCACACCAGUCGACUAGCUUUCAGGCACUCCCUUAUGCUUGUCCCAUCGACUACGCUCACGGCGUAAUCUCCAUCUCCAAUCAUCGCUGUCCCUUUAAUUGUCCCCGCCGCCGUGGGAGAGAGUUUGCGCGUGCUUGUGGCCCGACAGCAGGAGAGGUCGAGAGAAUGCUGGGACCGUGGAGCUCGCGCCAAUGGACUUGGACACGAGCUGGGCUUUCCGGUGAUGGAGAAGGGCCGGUCUGUUGACGGUAUCCAUGGUACCCUCCAGUGUGGCAGUGAGCUCCAGAAUAGUGACCAGCCUGUACGAGAGAUCAGCAGCCUGCUGUGUUGGAACUGUGACUGUCUCCAACCACCAGUGACAGAGACGAAUGGCAGCGAGUAAAACAAAUCCUAGUCCAAAAACAUAAGGAUCCCGAGGACAAGAAAGACGGCACCUCGUUAGACACUUGUUUUUCUUUCUGAGCAUGUAGCUGCCAUGUUUCCACAUUAGAAUCCAGCCGUCAUCAGAGCAGGAUGCAUGACAGUGCCAGGAGCACUGGGCAUGGAGAGGGCAGCUCCGCACGAUCAACUAAGUUACAGAAGAACCCGAAGCAGGGGUACCGUAAACUUGGCGUGGCUAGUGGGUCCGGGUCAAAGUCGGCCGGGACAGGGUCAGGGGGUAAAACCUUGUCUAUGGAGAACAUCCAGUCCCUGAACGCAGCCUACGCCACCUCUGGCCCCAUGUACCUAAGUGACCGCGAUGCCUUGGCCUCCUCCGGGGGCUACCCUAAAGGAACCAUGACUCUGGGCCGAGCCACCAGCAGAACCUCCUACACGGGCCGGACCACAGCCUUGGGCAGCAGCCCCAACAUCACCACCACAUCAGACAGCCAGGGCUAUGGGGACCAGAGCCACACCCAGCACCUCCAGGCAGGGGGGCCCUCAGGGCUGCUGAGGCAGGCUGGACGGGGUGGAGAAGGAGGGGGAGAAGACAUCCAGGUUCAGCUCAGGGAGCUGCAGCGAGAGAAUGAACUGCUGAGAAGAGAGAUGGAUGGAGAGAGGGAUGGGAGAGAAGGGAGGAUGAGCUCUUCUGUCAACAGUAGAAAGAACUUCUGGAGCCCGGAGGUGAAAAGUCGAGACAGAGGGAUGAGGAAAGAGGAGGGAACCCUUACAUCCAUCCUGAAGGAACAGAAGUGGGCCUCUCCAGAGGAGGACCAGCAUCUCCAGUUGUCAGUGCAUGGGCUACAGGAAGAGCCGAGAAGUCAUAGAGAGAUGAACAGUCGUCUGCAGCAAGAGAACUCGGGAUCUCACACAAACAUCUCCACUCACACCGGCUCGAACCGAGAACUCCAUAUUGAGGACCACCGGGCUGGCAUCAGCCCUGGACACAGUCCUGGUCUGGGCCCCAGUCACCUACACAGCCCUGGGCAAAGACAUAGCCCCGGCCCUGGUCUAGGAGUCAGCCCCAGACACAGCCCCAGUAGCACCUACAACCAUGGGCCCAGAAACAGCCCUGUCCAUCCCCAUAGCCCUGGGUACAGCUCCAACGUCAGACACCACCAAGCUGACAUCCACAGCCCUGGGCACAACUCUGGGCCUGGCCCCAGACACAGCCCUGCUAACACUCUCAUCCCCUUGUCUAGAAAGAGCCCCAGCCACCUCAUCCACAGCCCUGGCCGUUGCCUCAGCCCUCCCAGCAGCCCAUGCAUGGUCCCUGGGUGCGAUGGCUUCUCCUCUCCCCCUCCCCUGGAUCUGACGGAGGAGAACUUCAGCCGGCUGCAGUCAAAUCACGAACGGCAGGGCAAGGAGCUGUACCUGCUGAGGAAGACCCUGGAAGAGAUGGAGCUGAGGAUUGACUCCCAGAAACAGACCCUAGGGGCCAGGGACCAGUCCAUCCAGAGGCUGCUGGAGAUGAUCCAGGGAGGAGGGAGGGGUCAGCGAGGCGAGAGGUCAGAGAUAAUCACCAUGGCAACAGCACGCGAGGAGGCGGAGUACCAGGUGGGUCAUCUGGAGGAGCAGCUGGACCAGAGGGAGAAAGAGAACCUGCAUUUGAGAGAGGUGUGUGUUUCUUUGUGUUUGUCACUAUAGCUCAGUGGUUCCCAAACUUUUUCCGGCCCACGACACCAUUUUGAUACAUAAAAAGUCUCGCCACCAUGUGAAAAAGCUAUGUAAUUAACAGCCAAUGUUCACUUUUUAAUUUGGUGCUAUGGCAGUCAAUUCAAAAACAUUUGAACAGUAUUUCGGAUUGUCUUCUCAACUCACCAUCACAUCAUUUUAAUGUGGGGCUAUGACAGAUAUGAGCUGACGAAGGGCACCAUGAGUUUCAUGAUGCUUUCAAGACAAGGCCAAAUCAUGACGUCGGUGAUCUUCAGGUCGGAAAGUAUGAGCUCUAGAAAGAGGCCCGUAUUCCCGAGUUGGAAUUCCCAGUUGGAUGACCAUUCAAAAGAUUUUUCCCAGAGGGUCCUUGUUUUUUCCUGAGUUACUAGUUCGGAAGUCGAAGAUUUCCAAGUUCCCAGUUGUUUUGAACGUGGCAUUAAUGGGUAUUCACUUUGAGUCA
Oncorhynchus tshawytscha (Chinook salmon) is the source of this 2706-nucleotide messenger RNA. Its product is annotated as ERC protein 2-like. Gene Ontology annotation, molecular function: structural constituent of presynaptic active zone. NCBI's taxonomy places the organism in Eukaryota, Metazoa, Chordata, Actinopteri, Salmoniformes, Salmonidae. The transcript is spliced from 3 exons. Gene Ontology annotation, biological process: maintenance of presynaptic active zone structure; neuromuscular synaptic transmission; regulation of synaptic plasticity. The record is from RefSeq and is a predicted model, not a curated record. Gene Ontology annotation, cellular component: cytoskeleton of presynaptic active zone. The coding region runs from base 684 to 2237 and encodes 517 amino acids.